This is a messenger RNA of Heterostelium album PN500, 510 nucleotides long. RefSeq lists its product as uncharacterized. The record is from RefSeq and is a predicted model, not a curated record. The transcript has a single exon. NCBI's taxonomy places the organism in Eukaryota, Evosea, Eumycetozoa, Acytosteliales, Acytosteliaceae. Bases 1 to 510 code for a protein of 169 amino acids.
AUGGGUAAUAAACAAACAAAAAAGAUACAAUCAGUUUCACAAAUAUUUCCACAUAAUGUUGUCGAUCAGAAUCAGAAAUUUAAAUGUUAUCUAAUUGUGAAAGAUCAUCAUUAUUCAGUUGUGUUUGACCUUAAAGGUGAAUCGACACCUGAAUAUGUCAUUGGAAUAGAAUCACAUGUAGUUUUAUAUAAACGUACUUCCGAAAAGCCAACUGUCAAUCUUAAAUCGGUACGAAAUCAACUUAAAAGAGAGAGUCUCAAGAUUUUCAACCUAGGUUUGUUCCAACCAUCAAUUAUUCUGGAGCAAAGAGAGCAAGAUCUCACUGCACUAGAGUUCUUUCACUGGGCCAUGGUACGAUUUGGAUCAGAGUACAUUGGAGACGAAAGUGGAGAGUGGUCAAGGAAAUUCAAUUGCCAGACCUACGCAGAAUUCUUGGUGAAUGACAUGAGAUUAAAAUGGCCUAAAGAAGUAGAAAUAUCAACGGAGCCAUUUAAAUGUGGACAUGAUUGA